AUGGAAGAUAUAUCAAACGUGAACAUUGUUCCUUGUGAGAAAUCCAGAUUUUUAAAGCCAUUGCGAAUGUUGUUUAAACAGAAUGGUAGAGACAAGGUAUGGGAUGCUCUUCAGGUACACGAUAGUGUUGUAAUCCUUAUCUUCAACAAGACCAGAAAUGUAUUUGUAUUUGUUAAACAAUUCCGUCCAGCUGUAUAUUUGAGUUGCUCCAAAGUGACAGAAGAAAAUGGCUGUAGACAAAUUAAGACUACUGAGAAUCCUCCAAACAUGGGUGUGACCUAUGAACUGUGUGCUGGAAUAGUGGAUAAGGACAUUAGCAACCAGAGGAUAGCACAGGCAGAGGUGAUGGAGGAGUGUGGCUACCAGGUUCCUUUAGAAAGCAUAGAACCAGUAACUUCAUAUAGGAGUGGAGUAGGCACAACAGGGGCACUACAGAAUCUUUACUUUGCUGAAGUUACCGACCAGAUGAGGGUAGGAGCUGGAGGGGGCGUGGCAGAGGAGGGGGAACUGAUAGAGGUGGUGGAGAUACCACUUUGUGAUGGGAAGUCCUUCAUCACUGACAUGAGCUAUAACAAACCUGUUGCCAUGAUGUAUGCUCUUAUGUGGUUCUUUGACGUAAAAGCCAAACAUUAUUUGAAUGGAAAUAACCUUUGACCUUCCAUAGAACAUAUUGCAGUUAAUAUAGUAUUAAUGUAUUUGGAUUAUUUAGUAAGGAGUUGAGGAUUUUGUUUCUUAAUAAUUUUUCAUGCAUUAGGUUUUUGGAACCAAUACAUAAGAUCUGACUAAAAGUCAAGCAGCAGGCGUGAUAGUACAUGUUGGAUGGACUUAAUACAGGUAGAUAAAUACAGUAACAUAGGUAACCUGUCAUUCAAUGACAAGUGGCAAUACAGCUGAGUUGGAUAAUUAAUUUGUCUUGUUUAAAGGUCACUGGUUUGCCUGUUGGUUCCAAUGUUGUAUACCCUGUCUGUGAUUGCCACAGUUCAUUCUACACCAUCUGUAUCCAAAGGAUAAAACAUUUGUACAAAUUCAUCUCAUUUGUUUGCAGCAAAAAUGACAAUAUUUUGUAAUCGGUUCAAUAGUUUUGGUUUGUUUUUGUAUAUGAAAAACAGCAAGAAAAUACCAACAUGUCAGCACAAUCAUAAUCCAGGUUCAAAUUCAAUACAACAAAGGCAAAAUAUUAACAAAAGAAAGAUUUACAUGGAGACUCCUGAAAAUGUACAUGGAGAAUAAGACCAGGGGUUUCAGGAAGAUUAAGCAUCGUCUUCUUCAUCAACAACACCCACCAUGUAAAUUUUGGUCAAUCCAAGUACAUUAUGUCAUGUUCUUAAAUGAGAACAAGGUACACAACAAUGGAACCAACAAGCAAACUAAUGAGCAUCAAACACGUCCAGCUUCAUAUCACACACAGAAAUAGAAUAUUUCUCAAGGAAUCACUAUGACCUCUGUCAACCUACAAAGACACCAAUAAUAUAUAUGAAUAUGAAAUUAAACAACAUUGAUGGAUGUCACUUACUUGCAGUCAUGAUUAUAUCAACAUCAUUAACUUUGUAAUUUUUCUGUAAUUCUGACAAAAAGAUUGAAAUGUAAACCUUAAACAUACUUGUCAUUGUAAUCAUCAUUCUAACAGUAGUGAAUUUCAUGAUAAUUUGUGCUGAUCUCCAUUAAUUAUGUAUUUUUUAAUAAGCUUAGUGUGUUUUUCUUCAUUUUAGCAUUUGUAACAUAAAAAUGCAAGACCU
This is a messenger RNA of Ylistrum balloti, 1736 nucleotides long. RefSeq names its product uridine diphosphate glucose pyrophosphatase NUDT14-like. Bases 1 to 654 code for a protein of 217 amino acids. The transcript has 5 exons. Gene Ontology annotation, biological process: nucleoside phosphate metabolic process; ribose phosphate metabolic process. Gene Ontology annotation, molecular function: metal ion binding; UDP-sugar diphosphatase activity. Lineage: Eukaryota; Metazoa; Mollusca; Bivalvia; Pectinida; Pectinidae. The record is from RefSeq and is a predicted model, not a curated record.